Mytilus trossulus (common blue mussel) is the source of this 575-nucleotide messenger RNA. Its product is annotated as putative nuclease HARBI1. The coding region runs from base 57 to 575 and encodes 172 amino acids. The record is from RefSeq and is a predicted model, not a curated record. NCBI's taxonomy places the organism in Eukaryota, Metazoa, Mollusca, Bivalvia, Mytilida, Mytilidae. The transcript has a single exon.
CACCUGUUGAUGAACAUGUGUACGUAAACCGAAAAAACUACCACUCGCUUAAUGUAAUGGGAGUUUGUGACUCAAACUUGAAGUUUUUAAACAUUGUAGCAAAGUGGCAUGGUAGUACACAUGACGCAUUUGCAUUGCGCAAUUCAAGGCUUUGUGAAAUGUUUGAAGUCGGGGACAUAAGCGAUGGAUGGCUUCUUGGUGACAGUGGAUAUCCACUUCGGCCAUGGCUUUUCACACCAGUCAUAAACCCAACAACUAGACAGGACCAACGUUACAACGCUUGUCAUAUGAGAACAAGAUGUGCUGUUGAAAGAAGUUUGGGUGUGUUGAAAUCUCGGUUCCGAUGCAUCGAUACCACUACAGGAACAUUGUUUUACAGCCCUGUCAGAUGUUGUGACAUUAUUGUAGCUGUUGUUGUUUUACACAACAUGUGUAUUAACAAUAGAAUUCCGUUGCCUCCAGGAAACGAUAACCCAAGAGAUCAAGGAAACAUUGGUGGGCAGCAAUAUGUUGGUAAUCAAAACGACGGUGCAAUUAUUCGUACUAGAUUGAUAAAAAACAGAUUCAACAAUUAA